AUGUGCUCUAAUGCUCUUUCUGACAUUCAACCAUGUCAGGCGUGUUUGUGGGCUCAGGUAUCGCGGGUGUUUCCUUCCUUGAAUGGCAGAGAGCUGCGCGAGAUGAGCAAGUCUGCGAUGGAGGACGGAUCAGCUUACAACGCGCUGGUGGAUCAAGCUUACCUUGCCGGCAUGAAGAAGUGCGACGGAAUGCGGCCAUGGAACAUGGCGAGAUUGGCCGCCGUGACGUUGUUGGGAGCGAUGCUCGUCUCAGCGGUGCUGCUGUUGGCCCUGCGGGACAGUGGGGCUGAGGAGAAAACCUCUGCUCUGCUGGGUAAGAACAAGAACCCUGGCUACGACAAGGAGUUGAAGGCUCUGCUGCAUGAGAAGAUGGAGAGAGAGCUGAGGUACCUCAAAGAAGCUGCGCUAGAAACCGCCGAGGAGAUCGAGCUAGACAAGAAGGUGGAGGACCGGAAGGCGAAGGUGGAGGAGGAGGCCCACAAGGCAGCUCUGGCAGCCUCCAAGGUGAGCGAAAAGUGGUUGCACUCCCAUCCUGCUCGCAAGCCCCGCAGCAAGCUGACGCCGGAGGAGGAAGUGGAACGGGUGCUGAAGAGCUCCAAGGAGCAACAUCAUCGUGAGAAGACAGCCUCCUCCCUGGCUCGCAAUGCCUCCAUCGCUGUGUUGAACACAACCAAGACACACGCCAACCCUGUCUUGAAGGAGGGGCGUGCAAAGAAGAAAUGA
Guillardia theta CCMP2712 is the source of this 723-nucleotide messenger RNA. RefSeq lists its product as hypothetical. The record is from RefSeq and is a predicted model, not a curated record. Lineage: Eukaryota; Cryptophyceae; Pyrenomonadales; Geminigeraceae. The transcript has a single exon. Bases 1 to 723 code for a protein of 240 amino acids.